AGCAAGAUCCUGCUGAAGCUACUUAUAUUCAAAAUUACGCUAACAAACAAAUUAUAGGUACUACGGCUGGUUUAGCUUACAACUUAGAAGUAACUGCCAACCAAAUUAUGGCUGCUGGACUCUAUAAUACUAACCCGAACAAAACUGGAGCAGCGAACUAUAACUUUAAAGACAGGUAA
Dentiscutata erythropus is the source of this 179-nucleotide messenger RNA. NCBI's taxonomy places the organism in Eukaryota, Fungi, Glomeromycota, Glomeromycetes, Diversisporales, Gigasporaceae. The record is from the annotation of a GenBank genome assembly.